Messenger RNA from Polypterus senegalus (gray bichir), 978 nucleotides. Its product is annotated as olfactory receptor 6N1-like. The transcript has a single exon. Gene Ontology annotation, molecular function: olfactory receptor activity; G protein-coupled receptor activity. Bases 1 to 978 code for a protein of 325 amino acids. The record is from RefSeq and is a predicted model, not a curated record. Gene Ontology annotation, cellular component: membrane. NCBI's taxonomy places the organism in Eukaryota, Metazoa, Chordata, Cladistia, Polypteriformes, Polypteridae. Gene Ontology annotation, biological process: G protein-coupled receptor signaling pathway.
AUGGGGGCAGAAUGGAAACUGAAUGAUGUCAACUACACGUCUAUUAGUGAUUUUCUUUUUGCAGGCUUUCCUGGAUUAAUUCUGGUCCCAGAGUUAUUAGGAGUGACAUUUAUAUUGACUUAUUUUCUGACAUUGUUAGCCAAUAUCUUCAUUUUUUAUGUAAUUAGGAAACAUGAAACGCUGCACACUCCAAUGUUUAUUAUCAUCUGUAAUCUUGCUGUUUCUGAUGUCAUAUAUAGCACAGUCAUUAGUCCUAAAAUUAUACAAACUUACCUUUUUGGUAACCGAACUAUAAAGAUACAUUUAUGUUUAGUGCAGAUGUACUUUUUGCAUUUUGCAGGGUCGGUUGAUUCCUUUAUUCUUUUAGUCAUGGCAGUAGAUCGUUACGUGUCUGUAUGUUACCCUUUACGCUACUCGACUCUAAUAACAAACACAGUUGCUCAGAGGAUGUGCUCAGUGGCCUGGGUGCUGGGAGCUGCCAAUCCUCUUCUUAUAGUGAGUUAUGCUUCUAUUCUUCCUUAUUGUGGCCCUAAUAAGAUCUCUCACUUGUACUGUGAAUACGGUUUAGUGGUUCGACUUGCCUGCACUGACACAACAUUUCAUCUACAGAUGGGAAUUUCAGUAGGGUGUUUGGUGCUACUUUGUCCAUUUUUGCUGAUUUUGUUGUCAUAUUUAAAAAUAAUCAUCUCAGUCCUGAAGAUUACUACAGUGAGUGGCAGAACGAAAGCUGCUUAUACUUGCAGCACCCAACUUAUUGUGAUUACCAUUUAUUUUCUACCUCGAGUAUUUGUGUAUAUCGCUUUCACGGCUGGAUUUUCAUUGCAGGGUGAUCUCCGUAUUGCUUUAGGUAUCAUCUACUGUCUCCUGCCUCCUAUCCUGAAUCCAAUCAUCUACAGCUUCAGAUUAAAGGAAAUCAAACAGGUCAUGUUUAAAAUACUUAAACACAAAGAUAUAACUCAACUUCCUUCUUUAUCAUAA